Exaiptasia diaphana is the source of this 3291-nucleotide messenger RNA. RefSeq names its product enhancer of polycomb homolog 1. Bases 233 to 2371 code for a protein of 712 amino acids. The transcript has 15 exons. Lineage: Eukaryota; Metazoa; Cnidaria; Anthozoa; Actiniaria; Aiptasiidae. The record is from RefSeq and is a predicted model, not a curated record. Gene Ontology annotation, biological process: regulation of transcription by RNA polymerase II. Gene Ontology annotation, cellular component: piccolo histone acetyltransferase complex.
CUUACUACAUGAGCAUUUUUUGUCCGCCAUGAUGGAUCCUAGAAAUCGGGAUCCCAAAAAGAAAAAAUGCAUUAUUUCGUCUUAGAUGGCGAUUUAACCAAAUAAUAACCACAAAAUGUGUUAGAACGAUAUUCAAAUUUGUUACUUCGGACAAUAUUUUCCCCCUGCACCUUUUGUGCAGCGUUGUAAAUUUCAAGUUUGAGUGCCGCACUCAGUAAGAGGAAUCAACAAGAUGAGUAAGUUAUCCUUCCGAGCUCGACAGCUCGACUCAAAUAAGCCUCUUCCAGUCUAUCAAGCCGAUGAACUGCCAGAUCUGUCGGAAUUCAGCACGAUUAAUCGAGCAGUUCCUCAAAUGCCGACUGGAAUGGAGAAAGAAGAGGAAUCGGAACAUCAUUUACAACGAGCAAUCUCAGCACAGCAGGUUUAUGGUGACACUCAGCAGCUUGUCAUUCCAACUCCUGAGAGCGAAGAAAUGAAAGCUGUUCCAUCGUUGGUCCGGAAUAACUUCAAGCAGCCUAAGCAGUACAUCCAUGUCCAAGCUUAUGGUUUGAAUGAAGACGUUCCAGAAUAUGAYAUGGACAAUGAGGAUGAAAAAUGGCUGGAAGGAUUCAAUAAGAAAAAGGAGAUUCUUACUGUGUUGCAAUUUGAAGGAAUUCUUGAGAAACUGGAAAAAGGRAUGGGAGCUCAGGCUUGCAUGUCUUAUGGGGAUGCCAAGGCAUUAUUGCAAGAAAGUGAAGAWAUUGUGAAACCUGUCUAUGAAUAUUGGACAAGUAAACGUGAAAAGCUAGACGAUUCUUCAAUUUGCCUAAUUCCACAAGUAAGAGGAGAGAAAAGAGAUGGCACAACUACAAAUGAUCCAUAUGUUGCCUUCAGAAGAAGAACAGAAAAAAUGCAAACUCGAAAGAAUCGAAAGAAUGACGAAGCAGGCUAUGAAAARAUGUUGAAACUAAGGAGGGAUCUUAAAAGAGCUUGUACUAUCUUGGAUAUGGUGAAAAGAAGAGAACAAACUAAGAAAGAAUUACUAGAAUUGACUGUAAAUGUGUUUGAAAAAAGAUAUACUGCUGGAGACUUCACUGGCCAGAUACUUCAACAAUGUCUAGAUCUUAUCCGUUACCAACCUCCUGCAACCAACCUUACAGUUCCAUCAACCAUGCAUAGUGAUAAUCUAACACCUGGACCUAAUAUUGAUGUACAUAGAGAUUAUUUGAUGAAACGAAAACAUGAUGAAAGAGCAAGCCUGAAAAAUGAUUAUAUYGAAUCUGGGUAUGUUAGAUGUAAAAAUAUGAGUCAUGGUCUGACGGCAGAUGGYCAGGCAAUAUUUAGUGAUAAUGAAGAAGAAGUUGGACCUCUUUCUCCAUCGCAACUUGAGCUACCUUCAGAACCAGAGGAGGAAGAAGAUGAUCCUGAUGGUAGAUAUGCAUUUAAAAGAAAGAAGGGUGUUAAAUACCUCCCACCUCGAUUYGACUCACCGGCACCGUAUCCAUGGGUAGAUUCUUUGGAGGGAGGUCUGGGUGACAAACGUUAUCGAUAUUCUUGUACUUCUGUUUCAUCUCCUCAGAGACUUAUAGGUUUUGCCCGACGGAGAAGAGGCCGGGGAGGAAGAAUAUAUUUUGAUCGAGCAUGGACACCAAUGGCAGAAAAUGUUGAAGACCUAGAAUCAUUAUUAAAUUCUUCAUUAUCAUCAUCAUCKUCACUUAAUCUGCCAAAUGGACUGUUUCCAUAUGAUCAUUUAACAGGAAUGAAAAAGCUUACCAUACCUCACUAUCGACCUCGAUCUUCUACUAAGAACACAGCUACUCAACAACUUUCUUCUCAACCUGAAAUUCCACCAAAUGAUUCAAAUMCUAGUGUUUCCACUAGUUCGACUGGUCAACCCAGACCACGUAUCCACCGGAGUUUUUCAACACAACCGCGAUCGAAAUUCUCUUUAAAUACUUCGCMAUCAAAUGGACUUGUAGGCACAAACUUUACACAUACGAAUCCAACGGUGCAUUGUGGGAAUGGCCGAAGCUCUUUACCCAAUGGRCCUGUUGCUACACAAAGUGGACAAAAUUCCACAUGGACUAGUAGCUCUAUGAAUGCUACACCAACUAAAAAUGUGUAUUCUACGGCGCCUAUUAAAGCUGUUUACGCGCUUAACUUUCCACUUAACUCCAGUACGUCCAAUCAGUUGAUAUCCAAUUCUCUUGUUCGUGGGAAUGCACCAUUUUCACCGACAUCAACCAAUCCACCGUCAUUACUUAGUWCAACGAAAACYUCAUCKAGCUUUGCAAAUCUUUCGACUACUAGUGACUUUGAAAGCAUAUCAAAUCUUGCAAGACCAGAACCUUUUAAAAGACAAACUAGUAUCGACGUUGUCAAUGCGACGUGAUGACGUCAUAGAAUAGACGAUUUUUAAAGUACAUUUAUUAAUUAGCCAGCGCGGGUACUAUCACUACACAUGCGUGGGUAUUCGCUGUAUAGAAUGAUCUAUUUAUAAACAAUUCAUCAAAUCGGCGCAUAGAUUCAUUGAUUUUCCGUAGUACUCAAAUACAAAAGUGUUUCGAUGUAAUACUAGCAAGCAACUCCAGGUACUCUCAUUAGUUUUUUUUCAGGAAUUUUAGCGUUUUUGUAAGUUUGUUUAUACAUUUUGGUAACACCUUGCUGACUUAAGUUUGACAUGUAAUUUUAUUCUAACAGUAACAUGCAUUGAGUAUAAUUUCGUAAAAYGCCUGAGAAAUGUUUAUUUUAUGUUGUAUCCAUUAGCAGCUGUUGCUUAUUAACACUCGACUAUUGCAGUUCUUUUUAAACAUUUCUCGUAGUAAAAAUUUCUUUUUGUACAUAAUUUUCAUAAAAAUCWUUGCCAUUUUUCGUAAAAUAUGAGUCUUUGUUUUGCCAUCGUUCUGGUAGGACACCUGACUUUCAUCAAUGUUACAUAAUAUUGUUUUUUUGUUUUUGCUUUAUGCUUGCUGUUCGAAAUAGCACUCAAAAAGUACAGAUUUUUCAUACAAAGCAAUUCUAAUGACGGAACAGGCUUCGGACAGUAGCAUGGAAACAUUGCAAUUCUGACUUAUUUAUUACGAAUUCAAGAGAAAAUGGACAAAACUAUUAUUUCAACAAUUGGGCGCGCCCAGUCGACUACAAUAUAAAUGAUGAAAGGGUAUUUCAUCUAUUAGGUAUGCAUAGAAGUUUUCUAUCGGUCCAUUCACGAAUUGAUGUGAAUGUCAGUCGGACAAUAUUGUAUAUUGUAGUCCGGUAACAUUUGUGCUUAAUAAACCACUUCGUACAAUAAUAAACAUUUGUUGUCUUGUA